AUGAACAUUUACUUAAUCUGCAAUGCAAGUGUAAAUGUGUGUGAAUAUAUUUUUGAAAAGCUUUUUUCAUUUUUUUCUCUCUCUCUUUCUUUCCAUGAUUUUUCAUUUCUUUAUUUUUCUUUCUAUCUUUUUUUUAACUGUAUUCUUUCCUAUCCUCUUUUAUUUUUAUUUUUUCAUUUCCCUGCUAUGCUUCUUCCAGUAGUUUUUUUUAUUUACAUAUCUAAUUUUUUUCUCUCCAACUCUCCUCCUCUCUUUUACUUUACUUUAUCUUUUAUUAUUUCUUUUUCAUCAGUCUUUCUUCUUUUUUUCUUUUCUAUUUUCUUCAUCACUUUUGCUAGCCUCAAUUUAUUUCUUGCUAUUUUCUGUUUCUUCUCUUUUUUAUCUCUCUUUUUUUCUUCCUAUUUAUCUUUCUAUUUCUCUUCUCACUUGCUUUUUCACAUUCUUUCUCUUAUCUGUUUCUUUCUUUUGUGUUAUUGCUUCUCUCUAUCUCUCAAUUUUUACAAAUCAGACUUUUUACUUGUUUCUUUCUUGCUUCAAGUAUCAAAAUUGAUCUCAUACUUCAUUUCUUUCCAAUUUUACUUUUGCCAUUUAUAUACACACACAUAUCUAUCUAUCUAUCUAUCUAUCUAUCUAUCUAUCUAUCUAUCUAUCUAUCUAUCUAUCUAUCUAACAUAUAUAGGAAUGGGGCUGCAAUUUCACCUAAAGUCCCUGAACUUAACACCACACCAUGCUACACCAAUGUAUCUUUCUUCUUUUUCUUCUUCUGUUUCUCCCCUUCCUCAUCCCUCUCAUUUCUGGACCACCUCCACCACUACCACCACCACUAUUCCAACAUCAAUCUUCCUUUUUUUCUCUCACACCCAACUAACAGCUCCCCUUCAUCUCACUUCAUAUCUAUUUUCCUCCUCUCCCAAUCCUUUAACUGCAUCCUCUCUGCCUGUUCUCCAUCUUCUGUCUCCUCCUUGUGUCCUUCUAGAUUUCAUUAUUCACCUUUCUUCACUCUUCUUUUCUUACACACCCCUUUUUUAUACCUGCUUUUGUCUUUUCUUAUUUUCUCUUUCUUUUUCUUUUUUUUUGUUCUCUCAUCUUUUCUUUCCUUUCACUUUUUUCACUCUCUUUUUCUUCCUCUCUUUCUUUCUCAACAUCCUACACCUGUUGUUUCUUCUAUUUUAUCCUUCCUCUCUAAUUCUAUGCUUCUUUUUCCUCAUCCUUUCUCUUUUUCUAUCCUUCAUCAUACUUUUUUUCAUGCCUUCUUUUUGCUCCUUCCUCAUUCUUCUUUUACUCACGGCCUCCUCCUUCCUCUCUUUUCUUACUAUGCCCCUCCUCCUUAGUGUUUAUAUUUCACCUCCCUCCUAUUCUUUUCUAAUUGUCUUUUCUCUCUUUUUCCCAUUAUCCUCUUUCUUCAUAUUUCUCUUUUCUUUUCUUUCCUCUUCACUCCUUCAUUAA
Messenger RNA from Acanthosepion pharaonis, 1446 nucleotides. NCBI's taxonomy places the organism in Eukaryota, Metazoa, Mollusca, Cephalopoda, Sepiida, Sepiidae. The record is from the annotation of a GenBank genome assembly.